Penicillium longicatenatum is the source of this 1959-nucleotide messenger RNA. RefSeq names its product transcription factor domain-containing protein. Gene Ontology annotation, molecular function: DNA binding; zinc ion binding; DNA-binding transcription factor activity, RNA polymerase II-specific. The coding region runs from base 1 to 1959 and encodes 652 amino acids. Gene Ontology annotation, cellular component: nucleus. Gene Ontology annotation, biological process: regulation of DNA-templated transcription; DNA-templated transcription. The record is from RefSeq and is a predicted model, not a curated record. Lineage: Eukaryota; Fungi; Ascomycota; Eurotiomycetes; Eurotiales; Aspergillaceae. The transcript has 5 exons.
AUGAGGCUGUCAAUAUCUUGUGAUGCAUGUCGACGGGCAAAAGUCAAGUGCAAUCAUGAGGGCAAUCCGCCCUGCCAACGCUGUCAAAAAAUCAAAAGUGGCGAUUGCGUCCUGACGGAUCCUCGAGCUUCAAAGCCAGGCACAAGCACACGAGGAAGCACUACCAGAACUAGAGCAGGACAAAAGCGACGAGCAACCACUGCACUGUCUGAAGAUACAAGAAUUGAGCAGAGUCCUCGACCAACACUUUCACGUACAGGGUCAGAGAUUCAUGAGAACCCUAUAUCAGCUUUACCAUCAUCCAUGAUCAUCACCGCGGUGGAAACUUAUCGGAAGAAGUUUCCUAUCACGAAUUUCCUUCAUUACCCCUCUUUAAUUUAUGAUGUCUCAUCUAACUUUCAAUCGAUUGAUCCGGUUUUCAUUGCGUCGCUUCUCUCCUUGUGCGUGCGUUUCAUGAGCGGAGAUGGGCUCGCGGAUGAAGAAACGUACGCUGGCUAUGCCCGAAAACAUCUCGCCCAUCGUGUCAUGGAGGCCCCUUCACUUUAUCUUGCUCAAUCUCUCGUGAUGAUCUCAUUCUAUGAAUGGGGGACGGGUCGCCCUUAUCAAGCAUGGAUGUACAGCGGCAUGGCAACCUACAUGAUUCAAUCACUGCUGAAAAUGUCGGAUGAUAGUAUGGAGCAUAGUCCACACGAAUUCCAUGCCUCACAGACCCAGUACGAACAGCUUGUUCGUACCUACUGGUGUUGUUUUGCACAGGACUGUGAGCUGAGCUCUGGUGCUCGGCAGCAUUUUGCAUUGUCAUUUUCUCAAAUAUCGGUUCCACUUCCUAUAAGUGACAGAGAUUUCACAUUCAAUCAUCUGCCUGAGAGAAGAUUGAUGCCUGCAGAUAUGAACAAGCAAUGUUCAUUGGCAAGAAACCUGACCAUCGAGCAUGGUCUGACGAUAGUAACACGUGGAUUUGACAUCUUCGUGCGAAUCCUGAGAUUUGCGAACGAACAUCGUCGCGCUUUGGCAUCUUUAGACUCGGAUGAUUCCACAUCGCCUCUUCUUCAGACCUGGCAAACACUCAAGGGAGAGUUGGAUGAGUGGAGGACCCUGCAAGAUAUGACUGUUCGGUAUCCUGCUACAAGUGCCCAGGCCCAUGUCGCCCUCGGAUAUGGAGAGCUCUUUGCAUAUAUUAACUUGAUCUAUUUCAUGAGUGUAUUAUUCCUUCAUCGUGAUCGCUUCCUCUCAAACCUCAAACCUCAUUCCGACGUUUUCCAUGACAUGAACGAUGAUGAGCAACAAGAACCUGGCACGAUCAAAGAGCUUUUCGCAGCCGUGCAGAAUAUCAGCGGGGUUUUAUCAGCUUUAGAGGCAUCUGAAGCACCUGUGAUGACUCCCUAUUCGGGAUUCAGUGUCUUUGUAGCGGCACACAUCAACAUGUACGGAACAAUUGCACCAAUGCGAUACCCUGGUGGUCUCGAGCGAGCCGAAAAAGAAAAGAGCAAAAACCUCAUUUAUCUUGAGCGGCUGAGCCGACUGUGGCCUGUUGGCCGAAGCUGGUGGCGCACUGUGCAGGAAGCCAAUCGAUUUUACGAAACGGUUAAGAGUACUCAAACACAUACGGAAGCUGGUAUGCAGAGCCCCCGACGAUUUGCACUGGCGGGCACCUUGGAUGAAUAUGGUGAUAUUCGCUCCCGUCCAAAUCGCGAGACGCACAUGACUAGGUCUAUAACUGCGGAGCCUGGAGAAGCCGACAGUUCGCGUCAGUCCCAGGGCGAAAUUUUAUCCUCGCCAGUCCCAGAAAGUGAAGCUACAUUUCUUUCUCGGGAUCAUCCUGGGCUUGCCCAUGAUGUUGAAACGGAUAUGUUUCAGUGGCCCUUCAUUGACGCAUCAUGGUCUGCUGGGUUUGACGCUGGGCUAGACGGGCUGUGGCACCACUCUGGGUUAUUCGAUCCGAACCCAUCCUUAAGAUAG